Messenger RNA from Rotaria socialis, 3093 nucleotides. Lineage: Eukaryota; Metazoa; Rotifera; Eurotatoria; Philodinida; Philodinidae. The record is from the annotation of a GenBank genome assembly.
AUGUAUGAUUCUGAAUGUUUGUUAUUGGAUUCAAACGAUCAUCCUUCUUCGUGUACACAACCCAGCAAUUCAUCAAUCUCUAUGUCAAUUGAUUCAUCAAGUGAACAUUAUACAAGAGAAUCAAUAAUGCUUGCUUUAAAAUACAAACCAAAAGAAUAUACAACUGUUAAAAAAACAUCUAAGGCAUUGUGUUGGUCAAAAUUUGGUCUACCAGCAAAGAUAAUUGGUCCUGGUAAAUUUGAAAUAAUUAAAAACUUUGCUUCAUGUACGUCCUGCUUUCAAACUUAUUCAUAUUCUUCAAGCACAACUGCAAUGUCCAAUCAUAAAUGUAAAUGUUUAGUUUCAUCAAGUGAAAAUCAAUCAAAAAUAGAACUAAUACCAUUAGUCAAAUCCAACACUUCUACAACAUAUAGCGACACAACAACAAGUGACAGCACUAAUUCAGUUAAUCAUAAAACUCUUCAAAAGCAUAAGCGAUUAAUGACUUCUGUCAUUAGUGAUUGGGUAUGUUCGAAUACUCGUCCUAUAAAUAUUGUUGAAGAUAUCGGCUUAAAAGAGCUUGUUGAACAAUGUAUCAAAACAAGUUUCGUUUGUGGUCCAGUAUCUGCUUCAUCAAUUUUACCUUGUCGAAAGACAAUAUCGAAAGAAAUCAAAGAAACUGCAAACAAUCGUCGAAAUAAAAUAAAAGAUAUUUUAAUAAAAGCUGCUCGAGAACGUUCUCUUACUCUUUCGCCGGAUCUGUGGUCAGAUGGAUAUAAAAAAACAUCGUAUUUGGGCUGCACUGCACACUGGGUUGAUAGUCUUUGGAAAUUAAAUUCUUUGGAAUUAUUUUGUUUGCCUUAUAGGCAAUCUAAUAAAACAGGGGCGAGUAUUUUAAAAGUUUUAGAAGAAGGUUUGUCCUUGUUUGAUCUAGUUCCAUUUAUGUCAGAUAUUAUAUGGGUGUGUGACGGUGGUAGUAAUCUUCUAAAAGCUUUAGAGAAAUUUACUGUUGUUCGUUGUGUCGCUCACCGUCUUAACAAUUGUUUACAAACUAUUUUUUUUCAAACAAAUGCAUCGAAGGUCAAGAAACAUAUAUUAUUUCCUGAUCACUUUCACGAUGAAUCGGAAGAUGAAGAUGAUCAAGACAGUAAAAAUGAAAAUGAACAAAAUGAUGAUGGUUUUGAUGAUGAUGGAGUUAAUGAUCAACAAAAGGCAUGCGCCAAAUAUAAUUUUAUAACAUCAAAUAAAAAAUCUAAUGCUGUUUCGUUCAUUGCACAAUUACCAACUGAUGUUAAACGUAUUUUAGUUACAAUCGUUCAAUGUAAAGAAUUAGUCAAGUAUGUCAAGAAGAUCAAUUUGAAUCAAGAUCUUGAAGAUCGAAAUGCACUUGUUCUUUUACAAUGUACAAUUGUUCGAUGGCUCUCUUUACUGAAUUGUUUGGAGAGCGUGAACAAAUCUUUAAUUACACUUGGUGAAAUUUUUGAAGAGAAAAAUUUGAAUAAAGGAAAACUUGAUAAAAUUAAUGUGUGCUUAUUGAAUAAAUUGAUUGAUUUUCUUAAACCAUGGGAAUAUGUUAUGAAACGAGUUCAAUCGUCAAAAAUACCAUCAAUACAUAUAGUUACUCCUAGCAUUUGUAUUAUCAACUCUUCAUUAGAAACUAAAUCUGAUGAUUCAAAACAAGAUAAAGGAUUUACAUAUUUUCGACAAAGAGCAAAAACAAUUAUAAAAGAAAAAAUUCAAUAUCAUCCUAUUCAUCUGAUGGCAACAUUUUUAAAUCCGAAAACUCGAAAGAUGAAACAUUUAUCUGUCGAACAACGAGAACAAUCCAUAGAAUAUAUCAAACAAGAAAUGCUGUUAUUUGAUGGUGUUAAUGGUUUUAAAUUACCAACAACUCCAAAAGAUCCUCAAUUGCCCAUUAAUCAUCCGAUUAAAUCUAUGAGUGAUUUUUAUUCGAAUGCAGAAGAUAAUGAUGAGGGUGAUAUCGACCAACAAGCUGCUUUACGAUCUUCUUCACAUGCAUUAGAAAUCGAGUUAUAUACUAAACAAGGAUCAGAUAAAUCGAAAAGUUCGGAUGAAUCUCACGAAGAAGAAUAUAAUCCUUUGUCUUUCUGGAAAAAAAUGCAUAGUUCUUAUCCUGCUCUUUCUAAAAUAGCUGCUCGUAUUUUUUCCGUACCGGCUUCAAGCGCGGCUGUUGAACGAGAAUUUAGUCUUGCCGCGCGGUUGGGUUGGAAAUUUUUUGAAAUUCGGUCGGUUACGAUCGGUUCGGCCAGAGAUUUUUCCGGUUACGGUCGGUUCGGUUGGAGAUAUUUUAAAAUUCGGUCGGUUACGGUCGGUUCGGUCAGAGAUUUUACCGGUUGCGGUCGGUUCGAUUGGGGGAAAAGGCCGACCGAUCCCAUCUCUGGUGUCUAUCAUAAGCCUGCAGCUGAACCAUAUGUUACACCAUUUACAUCUGAUCAUCCUCGACAUGUUUUUUCUAAUAUAAUCAAAACUUCAAUUGAACGUGCAAUAAGAUAUUCAUCGACAUUCGAAGCUUUUAAUUAUGAGCGACGUUACAUUAAAUUGAUGUUACUAUACAAUGAAUAUCCAUCAACAUUUAUUGAAAAUGAGUUUCACAAAUAUUUCUCGGAAUAUAUAUCAAAAUCACGCUUCCUACCAUUAAUUGAUGAGGAACAGAAAUAUUUUCUUAUGCGAAAAGAAACAUUAGGUCUACCAACACCUCGACAAUCACAAGUAGCCAUGAGUGCAGCCCUUGCUGACAUUGACAACGAUCCACCAGAUGAUGAUGAGAGACAACAACCAAACCAACACCCUGAAAAAUCUGAAGAAAAAAUCCCGAACUAUAAUGAAAAAUUCUUUACUCAUUUCACGUAUGAAAAACGUUUCGAAACAUGCAAACGAGAUAUGCAUCAAGUAUACAAUCAUGCCUUUAAAGAUACACCAGCAAUGUAUACAAAACAAAUCGUUGGCAACCGUAUCCGUCGUCCUGCACAUAAUGAACUAAUACGAAAACGGCCAAACAAAAAAUUGUUACAAAACACAACAACCACCAAAAGUAAGUCAAACGACUAUAACAAAAAAAUCAUCGAUAUCACUCCUUUCUAUAAAAAAAAUUAA